This is a messenger RNA of Caenorhabditis sp. 36 PRJEB53466, 2019 nucleotides long. The record is from the annotation of a GenBank genome assembly. NCBI's taxonomy places the organism in Eukaryota, Metazoa, Nematoda, Chromadorea, Rhabditida, Rhabditidae.
AUGUCGUGGCACGUGUGCACCAUCUGCGACGGCUGCAUCGACAAAGGCACACCAGAAACACCGAAACUUACCGUUCAAAAAGUUGGUUUUGUCGGAAAGCCAUUUUUUUUUAGAAAAAACUGAAAUUCCAGAAGGUAAACUACCACGAGGCGUCAGAAAACCGUCAAUUCCGCAUCACAAUCGUUCGGCAGUGCGCGGAGGCAACGGAAAACGGACUGGAAGCGCUGGAAGCGGCCGAUCCGGCGGGGGACGGCCGGAAAUCGGAAUCCGUUCAUUUCUAUGUCGAUCUAACCGAAUUGACCACUAUUUGCCCGUAUUUUCAGCAAUUUCAAAAGGUUUGUGCAAAAGCGUGAAUCGAAACAUGAAAAAAACUAAGAAAAAACAUAAUUCUUUAAAAAUCUCUGUUAAAAUAUAUGUUUGCAGCAUUGCUACGUGGAAUUCUCGACGAACUGCACAUCCACGUGGAUCUCAUCCACUUCAACUUCCUCUUCCGCUCCGUGCCCCGCCCACACAUUCUCGUCUCCGAUCUCCCCGCGCUCGUUCCACUCUUUCCUCGAAUCCGCGUGCCCGGCGCUCUACUCGAUCCGUCCGGUCCCGCUUUCGCUCGAUUCGGUGCCGCCGGUCCUCGAGAUCCUCUCCCACUUCCACUCGGAACCGCUUCUGACCAACUGCGAGCGCUUCCUGAUGGCGGUGCCAUUCGGAUCGCUCGACCCGGCGCUCCUCAUCCGGAUCCUCCACCGCGGACUGUGCGUCAGUCUCGACCAUCGCAUUCUCGCCCGAAUAUUGUGCGUCUGCCUCAUGAACACCCACAAAAUGGCCGACGUGUCGCAGGAGUUGCACGGAACCGUCGGCGCCGUCUUCGCACAGGCUUUCGUCGCGUUAGUUGUGGGGGUUUUUUUGGAUUUUCUCUUAAAAUUUUCAGAAACGCUGCGAAAGGGUUCCGACACGUGAAACCGCUGGAGCAGGAGUCGCAAUUGUGGCCGGAAGCGAUGCGGAAUCUGAUGGGCGGCGCCGAUUCGACGCGGAAAACGGCCGGACAGCCGAAGCGGAACGGACGCGGAAAGAAUCAGCGGAAGGGAUGCGAUCACGCCAACGAAUCGUGCGUUUUUGGCAGGGCUGACCAAUUGACCUCGACUUUUGGACGACUUGCAAUAUACUGCUCGGACCCAAACUUUGCAGCCGUAUUGGACUUGGAUUCAAGUAUACUGGGUUCAAGGUUCAGACCGAUCGGAUCGUUUACUGUCGAUAUAUAGUGCUUGAGGGCCAAUUUCGGUGAAUGAUCCACAUAUCUCGGGAUCAGAUGAUCCGAUCGGGCUGAAACUCGGUCCCAAUAUACUCUAAUCCAAGUCCAAUAACUUAUUGGCAAUAAGACUGCAAAGUUUGGGUCCGAUCGGAUGAUUGCAAGUGGUCCAAAAGACCAGGCCAAUUGGCCAGCCAUGGUUUUUGGGGAAAACAUUCGAUGAGAUUUAAAAACAAUGAUUUUUUUCUUUCCGAGCUGGAAAAGGUUAGUUUGAAUCGGUUUGUGGUUGCGAAACGUCAUCGGACACUUUACAGCCGAUUAAUUUUGAAUGUUGGCAGAAAUCGACGGGCCUUUCGUUCGAAAUCGCUGCCGAAGAGAUGCGACGUCUGAAAGCGGCCCCAUCGGAAAGGGAACAAAUGAAAUUGUACGGACUGUACAAGCAGGCCCUCCACGGAAACAUUCCCAACGAAGAUAUCUAUCGUAAGUGCGCUCUAAAGAGAAGUUGCGUUUUCUCGAAGAAGUCCGAUGAAAAUUCGGUUUUUUUACAUAAAAAAAAUAGGAAAAAAGCAAUUGCGGUCUAUUGAGACACGUUUUCAGCGAUUCCGGCGGGCGACGAGCGCGGAAUGAAAAAGUACGCGGCGUGGAAGGCGCAAAAAGAGAUGAAUCCGGAGAGAUGUCGCCAGGAUUACGUGAAGAUCGCCGAGGAGAUGAUCAGAAAGUACGGACGGAAGAUUGUGCGAACCAAGUGGAAUUCCGAAGUGUGGUCCGUCGAUUAUUGA